GUAGUUUCUAUCAUUCUCUUUUCUUAAGAAUAUGUUCAAAGACUAGGAAGGAUAAAUGAGGUAUAUAAAGCGCCCUGACUCCCUUCCUCCAAGUUCUAUCCAACCAGCCAUCCAACAAUCUACAUAUCCACACCAAUCUACUACAAUCAACAACCAAAAUGCAUCUCUCUACCAAGUCCCUCCUUUCUCUCCUCCCCCUCCUCCCCCUAGCAUCUGCUGUCGGCUCCGCCAUCGUGCAAAACAACUGCACCUCCCCCAUUUACCUCUGGUCGGUUGGCGGCUCCGUCAGCAGCAUGCAAACCAUCGACCCCGGAUCCAGCUACAGCGAGACCUUCUACUACGAUACAACCUCCGGCGGCGUUGCCCUGAAGAUCACUACCACGGAGAAUGGUCUGUACAACGGCUCUCCGCAGACGGAUUACGCCUAUACGCUGGACACAUCCUCGGGUAACGUCUUCUAUGAUAUUUCGGAUGUCUUUGGGGAUCCGUUCUCCGGCAGUGUCGUCAGCCUUGUCUCGAGUGAUUCCAGCUGCGAGAGUAUUUGCUGGGCUGGGGGAGUGCCCCCCGCUGGCAGUGUUGUGAGGAGUUGUCAGGAUGAGGCGGAUGAGGUGUUGACGGUUUGUGCGGAUAGUUGCUAGGUUAUUGGGUCUGGAUUAAUUGACUUGUGGGAAUUGAAGGGACAACUGGGUUGAUUGGGGAUUUAAUGUUGUUGUUGUUGUUGUUGUUGUUGUUGUUGUUGUUGUUGUUGUUGUUGUUGUUGUUGUUGUUG
Molecule: messenger RNA, 769 nt
Organism: Aspergillus welwitschiae
Lineage: Eukaryota; Fungi; Ascomycota; Eurotiomycetes; Eurotiales; Aspergillaceae
Product: putative BYS1 domain protein
Exons: 1
Coding region: 159-638 (159 amino acids)
Source: RefSeq, a predicted model, not a curated record